UCUCUUUCCAGAAACUUCAGCCUAUUCACUCCGGCCACCCAUUUCAUAAUUAAAACCUCACUCUCUUCUUCUUCUUCUUCUUCUUCUUGCCCUAUAUAUCUACUCUUCAAAAAGAAAGCAAAAGAGAUAUUAGUUCUCCUUCAACUCAAAUCAUUUUCUCUCUCUUAUGGAAUCUAUGGCCUCCUCUAAAACCACCAUCAUUGAUGAAGAACAAGUCCAGGAGCAAAAUAUAGUUGUUGCAUUCAGUAAUGGCCUUUUUGUUAUCCCAGAAGAUGAUUACAAAUGGAAGAAAUAUGGGCAAAAGUAUAUUAGAAGUAUGCAGAAGAAUAGUUAUUUCAGAUGUGUGAACAAGAACUGUAAGACGAGGAAGAAAGUGGAGUUACCACCAAAUGAACCAAACAACAUAGAUAUAGCGUACGAAGGAGAUCAUAACUACCGAGCCUUAGUUGGUCGUUCAGAGAAUGAAGAAGCUAGAAUCGCAGCUAAUCAGUAUGACUUAGCUACGCAGAUGUUUGGAUAUGCAAGGACUUAGGCUCCGUUUCGAGCAACUUUUUUACUGCUUCUUAAAAUAGUUUUUUCAAAUAAAAAUUAAGUUUUUUUUACUAAAAAAUUGUUUAAAAAAAAGUAAGAAAGUUAUCCCAAACAAAACUUUAAUUAGCUCUUUACUAGUUUUUUGUGCUAUGGUUAAACAGUAAUAAUACUUUCGUGCUUAUAUAUAUUGUGUACUUUUUUAUUCAAGUUUUCAUUAUCAGCUCAGGCUUCCUUAAUAUUUAAUGUGUAAAUUGUUGUGGAAUCUGUACUGAUUUGCGGGGUUAAUUUCUGCUUCAGGUUAUGAAUUAUGAUAGUUCAUAUAUGUCUUUGACUUGUCAAUUUUAAAAGAUUUGAACUCCCCCUCAACAGGAGCGAUAGAUAGUUUUCAUGCUCAUCUUGUUAGUAAGUGAUGAGUGGAUGAAAUCGAUUUGAUAAGGAUGACGGCGAGCUGGAGGUGAAACCGGAAAGGAUGAAAUCGAUUAGAUAAGGAUUUUACUUUUCACGAAUAAAA
Messenger RNA from Dendrobium catenatum, 1042 nucleotides. RefSeq names its product probable WRKY transcription factor 26. Lineage: Eukaryota; Viridiplantae; Streptophyta; Magnoliopsida; Asparagales; Orchidaceae. Gene Ontology annotation, molecular function: sequence-specific DNA binding; DNA-binding transcription factor activity. Gene Ontology annotation, biological process: regulation of DNA-templated transcription. Bases 167 to 532 code for a protein of 121 amino acids. The transcript is spliced from 3 exons. The record is from RefSeq and is a predicted model, not a curated record.